GUUUCAUCUCCAUCUUUCAAAGGUUUCGAAAUAUCAGAUUCCGAUCAGACUUUUGCGGAGUACCUGGAACAGAAUAGACCUCGCUUGGAGUCGUACGUGAUAAACUGCGUACCCCUGGAAGACAUCGAACGUUGGCUUUUCAAGAAACUUUCCGCCAGUUACCACUCCAAAGAAGUCCCCAAUCAGCUGACUAGAAAAUCCACUGAAGUCUCCAAGAAGAUGACUACUAAAGACAUGUUCAUGGAAUCGGUAAGCGCCUUCCAAGAAGACCCGACUGAACAUGUGGUGAUGCGCGAUAUGGGUCGACGCAUCGCCAACGCCGUUUGCGCGGAUGCACAUCGCGUGUUUAAGCUUUUCCCGGACCAACCCAAAUUUGUGCAAUACUUUGCUACCAAUUCUUCCCCAGAUCAGCCGCCGCUUCUGGAGCGUGCGGAACCUGACGUGUUAGCCUUGGUGUUGGAAGCGGCAGAGAAAUCUGAGUGCUGGAAAGUCUCACGCGAAGAACACGACAGUUUCCCUGUUACACCGGUGGAACUCUUCGACAACCAAGGUAGUGGAGUGAAGGAAGCUGACCACAUUCUAUACAUCCCCGUGCUCACUACGUCGAGUAAAGCGUCGUACGUAGUCGAAGUAUGGCGGACCAAGCCGUUCGGCAAUUCCGACGAAAAGAUGACCACUAACUUUAUACUAUGGGGAAGCUUGACACUGUACUUCUGUAACCUAUAUCUGGACAAGAAGAGAGAGCGAAAUAUGUCUGAUUUUCUUCUCGAUGUUGUCAAAGCAAUAUUUGAAGAAAUGGUUUCUCUGGAUCAGCUCAUUAAACGCAUCCUCGAAUUCGCUCAACGGCUAGUCAACGCAGACCGUGCUUCACUUUUCCUGGUAGACUACCGAAAUUUCGAGCUGGUGUCUACGGUGUUUGAUCUGAAAUUUGACCCCGGUCAGUCAAGAGACGUGGAGAAAAAGGAAAUCAGGAUGCCAAUUAGCCGAGGCAUAGCAGGUCAUGUUGCUUUAUCUGGAGAGACUAUGAAUAUUCCUGAUGCGUAUUCAGACUACAGAUUUAAUAGGGAAGUCGAUGAAGCUACAGGUUAUAAGACCAUAUCCAUCCUCUGUAUGCCGAUCAAAGUGCAAGGCAAAGUUAUUGGCGUUGUACAAAUGGUCAAUAAACGCAACGAUGACAGUUUUCACCACGAAGAUGAAGUGGCUUUUGAGAUCUUCUCCAGUUUCUUCGGAUUAGCUCUUCACCACGCCAGACUCUACGACCGCAUCAUGAGAAAAGAACAAAAAUACAAAGUAGCUCUGGAGGUUCUUAGCUAUCAUAACACUUGCAGAGAGAAUGAAGUACAGGCUUUAGUCCGUGACCCAGAGAUAGUUGACGUCAACUUCAAUGACUUUUAUCUCGAUCCAUAUAAAUUUACUGAAGUCGAGAAAUGCAAAGCAGUGAUAACAAUGUUUAAUGAUCUUUUCGAUCUCACUAGGUUUGAUGUUAUAACUGUGACCAGAUUUAUUUUGACUGUGAAAAAAAACUACAGAACCGUGCCGUAUCAUAAUUUUGACCACGGAUGGUCAGUCGCCCACAGCAUGUAUGCUGUAAUAAAGACAGAUGUACGAAAACGGUAUAAUUACAAAAUGAGACUAGCUCUUUUCGUGGCGUGUCUGUGCCAUGAUCUGGAUCACCGUGGGUACACCAAUAAGUACAUGAGUGAAACAGCUUCACCUCUCGCUUCCAUGUACACAACGUCCACUUUAGAACAUCACCAUUUUAAUAUCACUGUAACAAUUUUACAGCAAGAUGGCCACAAUAUUUUCUCCCAUAUGUCGAGUGAAGAAUAUAAAGAUGUUCUCGGCUUAAUUCGUCACUGCAUCCUCGCAACUGACUUGGCUGCUUUUUUUCCUAACCUAGCUAAACUGAAGCAGCUAUGCGAUGAGACUUCCAGUUCCAAAUUUAGUUGGAAUAACAACUACCACAGAGAAUUAGCUAUGGCGAUAUCGAUGACAGCAUCUGACCUGUCAGCAUCAGCAAAGCCUUGGUACAUCCAAAUCAGAACCGUCAAGGUCAUAUUCGAGGAAUUUUAUGACCAGGGCGACAAGGAACGUGCUGCAGGUAGAGACCCCAUACCAAUGAUGGACAGAAAUAAGCCAGAUGAACAACCUGACAGUCAGGUGGGUUUUUUAAGUCAAAUUUGCAUUCCGUGUUACAAAGUAUUGUACCGAAUUCUUCCUAAGACUAAACCUAUGUAUGUCAUGGCAUUGAAGAAUCUGCACAACUGGAAGUUAAAAGCAGAUAGGGCCCGAACGUUGAAGUACAGUGGAGAACUAUUCGAUGACUCGGAAAUAGAAGAUAUUCCUGAGGAAAUAUUACUUCAAGGUGAGCCUGACAUCAACGAAGAAGAAGAAAGCUAUGCAAAGGAUGUGCAAGAUAGUGUCGAUUUGGUAGCGGAAGUCAAACAGGAAGAAAAUGUAGAAGAGAUUUCGAGAGAAGAUGAAAGAGAAAUUUUAAGUACAGAAGGGGCAGAUGGUACUUGGGACGAAGAUGACAAAAUCAAAAAUGAAGAGAAAAUAGGAGGACGACUUUCGAAAGACAUUGAAGGAGUGACAUGGAUAGACGAAGAGGGAGUCGUUUUAAGGCCCAAUGGCGUUUUAAAAGAAUAUAAUAAUAGUGACGCUACAUGA
This is a messenger RNA of Hyposmocoma kahamanoa, 2670 nucleotides long. Its product is annotated as probable 3',5'-cyclic phosphodiesterase pde-5. Gene Ontology annotation, biological process: negative regulation of receptor guanylyl cyclase signaling pathway; signal transduction. The record is from RefSeq and is a predicted model, not a curated record. The annotation marks the transcript as partial. The transcript is spliced from 12 exons. Gene Ontology annotation, molecular function: protein binding; 3',5'-cGMP-stimulated cyclic-nucleotide phosphodiesterase activity. NCBI's taxonomy places the organism in Eukaryota, Metazoa, Arthropoda, Insecta, Lepidoptera, Cosmopterigidae.